UUGAAGACUACCAACCUCUGUACAGCAUUUUAAUCAUACUGCACUUAACCUGCUGAUGCAUCUCAGAGUUUUAAAUAUAGCUGGGAUAUGAAAAGAAUAUUUAUGCUAAGCCAAGUCUAACAAGAGACUGCCUGCUGGUUGAAGAAAUCAAAAGCAUGAUGAACUAACUUCUCGUGUACAUAAAGUGCUUACGUGUUAACACUAUCAUCAAUAACAAGGUUUGUCUGGUAAACCCAAGCUGGCGUGUUUAAUGAAUAUCUCUAUCUAGCUCUUACAUAGUGAAGUUCUUGUAAAUAAACCACGUUUAUUGUUGGUGUACUUAUUCAAGCAUCUGAUGACUGUAUAUGGGACUCUAGCUGCCUCUCAUUAAAGUGCAUCAACUAGAUGUUCAAGGUUAAUGGUGGUUAAAAAGUCGAAUAGAUUCUGAGUUCAUAAUACUUUCUUCUUGUUUCCUUAUGUGUAAAGUAAGAAGUAGAGCUGGAUUAAUUGUUAAGUGAUUGCUUGUAAUAAGUGCAAAGGUAUAGGCAUAGGCCAUGCACCUUCUACUUCUGGUUGACUUUUACAUGUGGGUUUCAUCAAGCUCCCAGUAUUUGACACAAAUCCCCACUUCUUACAUUUUGUGUUCUAAAUAUAGAAGUUCGUAGAGUUAUAGAAAGCUUUCCUGUAUCAUGUGCUACCCAUCAGCCAAGUAGUAUGCACAAAGUCACCUCCUGUCCUGGAAAUAUUGCAAUUCCAGCUCCUUACGUAACACUUGCUCUUUUUUGGCAUCUCAAAAUCUGUACAACACUGAAAUCUUUGGUGGAAUCUGGAUCCCAAUUCCGGACCCAACUCUUCAUUUUCUUCCACAAUUUCACCCUCUACUUCAAUUCAAGUGUCAGCCAUGAAUAAGCCAGCUUUAGAUGCAGAAAACACCGGUUUCAACACCAAUCGGAAUUCUCCUCGCAAAUCCAGCCAGCCGUGUUCUCCGUCUUCCCCUAAACUCUCAAUCUACCUCCUUGCAGUUUUCGUCAUACUCUUCGUUCUCUUCCAAAUCCAAUCUCUGCAAACCCCGCCUACUUCUCCAUGGGCUUUCAUGCACCAGUGGGAGAAAAUCGUCACCAACUCGUGCCUGUCGAGUUUCCACGACAGCUCACAAGAGCUGAAAGCCAUGGCAUCCAAACUACGAGAGUCCGUCACUUUUCUUCCCCUAAAGGAUCUCCGUUUUUCCCAGGCUGCCAUGAGAGGCCACACAUGGUUCAUGAGCUCCUUGUAUGACAUGCAUGAAGAAGGUGAAGUCCAAUACCAGCAAUUCCCUACGGAUCACUCAAGCGGUAGAGUUUUAUGCCUCAAGGGUCGGGACAGACACGAUGGUUCUUGGAACUCGUACGCCCUUGCGUGGCCUGGGGCUUUGCCGGACAAUGCCACCCUCAUGAAAGGCCUCACCUUCGUGUCGUAUAAUCACUAUGAUUACCAUAAUAUAUGGCACGGUUUGUCGGCCAUGAUGCCAUUUGUGGCUUGGCACAUCAAGAGCCAAUGUGCAGUGCCUAAAAGGUGGAUUUUGUACCAUUGGGGUGAAAUAAGGACUAGUAUGGCUCCGUGGGUGGGAACCUUGUUGGAAGCCACAUUCGGUGCACCAGUUGACAUCGAGACCUUUGAUGGGAUUCAUCAUAAUGAGUCGGAUGGUGGUGGUGAUUAUGAUGAUGCAACUUGCUUUGAGGAGGCUGUGGUGAUGAGGCACAAUGAAGGUGGGAUGUCGAGAGAGAAGAGAAUGGAAGUGUAUGAUCUGAUGAGAUGCCGGUCCAGGAUGUAUUGUAACGUGAGCUCGGAGGGGAGGCAAGAGAAGGGGUUGCGGAUCGGGAUGACAAUGUUGAUGAGGAACGGGCCAAGGUCGUUUAAGAAUGCAUCAGCAGUGAUUAGUAUCUUUGAGAAGGAGUGCCGGAAAGUCGAGGGCUGCCGGUUGAUGGUGGCUUAUCCUCAUAACCUCACCUUUUGUGAACAGGUGGAGCUGAUGAGCUAUACAGACAUAGUGAUAUCUGCGCAUGGGGCUCAACUGUCCAACAUGAUCCUCAUGGACAGAAACAGCAGCGUGAUGGAACUGUUCCCGAAAGGGUGGCUUGAACUCGCCGGGGUCGGCCAAUACGUCCACCACUGGCUGGCCAGCUGGUCCGGGAUGAGACAUGAGGGUGCAUGGAGGGACCCCAUCGGCGAUCACUGCCCGUUUCCAGAGGAUGACCGCCGAUGCAUGUCCGUCUUCAAGAAUGGCAGGAUCGGACACAAUGAGAGCUAUUUUUCAGAGUGGGCGAGGAAUGUUCUCAAUGAUCAGGUGAAGUUGAAGAUGGCGCAGAAUGUCUCAAUUAGUCCUGUUUCUGGGCUCUGUGGUUGCAAAUGAUUGAUUCUUGGUAUAUAGUUUGGCGGAGAGUUCUGGUCUGGAUCUGGACUUGGGCGAAGUUGAACUAAUUACAUAAUUAUAUUCAUUGUAUGAUUAUAUUAGUCGAAAGGAAGAAUUUUCUUACAUCUCACGAAAUAAAUUAUUUAAUGAGCGGAUUAAAUGGAAUUUACAAGGGGAGUCAUGAGUGGUAUUCUUGUUGUUAAUGUUAUAUUUGGAUGUAAAGAUUUGAA
Molecule: messenger RNA, 2598 nt
Organism: Sesamum indicum (sesame)
Lineage: Eukaryota; Viridiplantae; Streptophyta; Magnoliopsida; Lamiales; Pedaliaceae
Source: RefSeq, a predicted model, not a curated record